Messenger RNA from Mycena indigotica, 993 nucleotides. RefSeq names its product Arabinan endo-1,5-alpha-L-arabinosidase. Lineage: Eukaryota; Fungi; Basidiomycota; Agaricomycetes; Agaricales; Mycenaceae. Gene Ontology annotation, molecular function: hydrolase activity, hydrolyzing O-glycosyl compounds. The transcript has 3 exons. Gene Ontology annotation, biological process: carbohydrate metabolic process. The record is from RefSeq and is a predicted model, not a curated record. Bases 1 to 993 code for a protein of 330 amino acids.
AUGCUGGUUGCCACCGUGUUUCUUUCACUUGUGUCUCUCUCCUUCGCCAUACCCAGUUCCAACUUCACCUCCACAAAACGCUCUGUUUCUGGACCCGCCAUCGCUACAGACUUUCCCGACCCGUCUCUCCUCUGGGUGCCGCAGGAGAACUCGUGGUUUGCGUUUGGGACGACUGGGAAUGGGAAGCACGUGCAGAUGGCAAGUAGUCCCGAUUUCAAAACCUGGACAUACGAAAACACCGACCCGCUACCCACUGUAGCGAAUUGGGUAGCGAGCAGCGCGAAUGUCUGGGCGCCGAUGGUUGUACAACUUGAUGACGGCUCGUUUGUUAUGUACUACUCUGCCACUGCUGCGUCAAACACGGCGGCCCACUGCAUUGGUGCUGCAACCUCCACCAAUGUCCGUGGCCCAUACACUCCCGUUCAGUCCACGAUUGCCUGCCCCAUUAGCCAAGGCGGCGCCAUUGACCCAGCUGGACACCACCAUCCUGAUGGGAGCCUUUAUGUCGUCUACAAAAUCGACGGAAAUAGUCUUGGACACGGCGGGUCAUGCAACAACGGCGUCAAGCCAAUCGUUUCUACCCCUAUCAUGCUCCAGAAAGUCGCAGCCAACGGCUAUACCCCCAUCGGCAGCCCAGUUCAAAUACUUGACCGUGACGACGGCGACGGCCCGCUUGUCGAGGCACCUAGUCUCGUCCACGUUGGGAGCACGUUCUUUCUCUUUUUCAGCUCCGGGUGUUAUUCUGACACAAGCUACGACCUUUCGUAUGCCACUGCUUCAGUGGUGACUGGCCCGUAUACGAAGGCGCGCGCACCCAACGCGCCGUUGCUGGUCACGGGCACAGAUGGGUUGCGAGCGCCAGGAAGUGCCUGCGUCACGAGAGACGGGAGCAAGAUCGCCUUCCAUGCAUUCAUCGGUUCGGAUAUUGGCACCGGACGGGCGAUGUGGACGGGAGUUCCUACGUUCAACGGGAACAUCGUGACGGUAAAAUAG